GUCCUGCGCGCGCAGAUUCGCGCAGACCAGGAAGCGGAUCGCGUGGAGUGACAGUACCGCCGCGGCGCGACUGACUUCUAAACACUCUUGGUACAUGAGGAAGAAACCCGGAAGAGGAAGAGGAAAGCAAAGGAGUCAGGGAUGGCUCUUCCUCAGGGUCUAUUGACAUUCAGGGAUGUGGCCAUAGAAUUCUCUCAGGAGGAGUGGAAAUGUCUGGACCCUGCUCAGAGGACUCUAUACAGAGACGUGAUGGUGGAGAAUUAUAGGAACCUGGUCUCCCUGGAUAUCUCUUCCAAAUGCAUGAUGAAGGAUUUCUUGUCAACAGCGCAAGGCAAUACAGAAGUGAUCCACACAAGGACAUUGGAAAGACAUCACAUUGGAGAUUUUUGCUUCCAGGAAAUUGGUAAAGAUAUUCAUAACUUUGAGUUUCAGUGGCAAGAAGAUGAAAGAACUGUCCAUGAAGCACCCAUGACAAAAAUCAAAAAGUUUACAGGUAGUACAGACCGAUAUGAUCAAAGGCAUGCUGGAAACAAGCCUAUUAAAGAUCAGCUUGGAUCAAGCUUUCAUUCGCAUCUGCCUGAACUGCACAUAUUUCAGAUGGAAGAGAAAAUUGAUAAUCAAGUUGAGAAGUCUAUCAACGAUGCUUCCUCAGUUUCAACAGCCCAACGAAUUUCUCGUAGGCCCCAAACUCAUAUUUCUAAUAACUAUAGGAAUAAUUUCCGGAAUUCUUCAUUACUCACACAGAAACAGGAAGUACACAUGAGGGAAAAAUCUUUCCAAUGUAAUGAGAGUGGCAAAACCUUUAAUUAUAGCUCACUCUUAAAGAAACAUCAGAUAAUCCAUUUAGGAGAGAAACAAUAUAAAUGUGAUGUAUGUGGCAAAGUCUUUAAUCGGAAGCAAUAUCUUGCAUGCCAUCGUAGAUGUCACACUGGUGAGAAACCUUACAAGUGUAAUGAGUGUGGCAAGACCUUCAGUCAGACGUCAUCCCUUACAUGCCAUCGUAGACUUCAUACUGUUGAGAAACCUUACAAAUGUGAGGAAUGUGACAAAGCUUUCAGUUUCAAAUCAAUCCUUGAAAGACAUAGGAGAAUUCAUAGUGCAGAGAAACCAUACAAGUGUAAUGAGUGUGGCAAGACCUUCAGUCAGGAGUUAACCCUUACAUACCAUCGUAGACUUCAUACUGGAGAGAAACUUUACAAAUGUGAAGAAUGUCACAAAGCUUUCUGUUUCAAAUCAAACUUUGAAACACAUAGGAGAAUUCAUACUGGAGAGAAACCGUACAAAUGUAAUGAGUGUGACAAGACCUUCAGUUCGAAGUCAUACCUUACAUGCCAUCGUAGACUUCAUACUGGAGAGAAACCUUACAAAUGUAAUGAGUGUGGCAAGACCUUCAGUCAGGAGUUAACCCUUACAUGCCAUCGUAGACUUCAUAGUGGAGAGAAACCUUACAAAUGUGAAGAAUGUGACAAAACUUACAGUUUCAAAUCAAACCUUGAAAGACAUCGGAAAAUUCAUACUGGAGAGAAACCUUACAAGUGUAAUGAUUGUGGCAAGACCUUUAGUCAUAUGUCAUCUGUUGUAUACCAUCGUAGACUUCAUAGUGGAGAGAAACCUUACAAAUGUGAAGAUUGUGAUGAAACUUUCACUUUCAAAUCAAAUCUCGAAAGACAUAGGAGAAUUCACACCGGAGAGAAACCAUACAAGUGUAAUGAGUGUGGCAAGACCUUUAGUCGGAAGUCAUACCUUACACGCCAUCAUAGACUUCAUACUGGAGAGAACCCUUACAAGUGUAAUGAGUGUGGCAAGACCUUCAGUCAGCAGUUAUCCCUUACACGCCAUCAUAGACUCCAUACUGGAGAGAAACCUUACAAGUGUAAUGAAUGUGGAAAGACCUUCAGUAAGGAGUUAACCCUUACAUGCCAUCGUAGACGUCAUACUGGAGAGAAACCUUACAAAUGUGAAGAAUGCGACAAAGCUUUCGGUAGGAAAUCAAACCUUGAAAGACAGGAGAAUUCCUUACUGGACAGAAACUGUUACAACUGUAAUGAAUGUGGCAAGACCUUUGUUAAGUCAUCCCUUAUAUAUGCCAUCGUACACACUUCCUUGCAAGAGAAACCUUAUAAGUGUAAUGCCAGGUGUGACAAGACUUUCCGUCUGAAGUCAUCCCUCGUGAAACUUCAUACUGGAAGGCUGCAAGUCCGAAGUCAUACUGGAGAGAAUCUUUGCAAGUGUAAUGAGUGUGGCAGACCUUUGCUUCGGACAUCAUCCCGCCCACAUACCAUCGUAGAGUUCAUACUGGAAGCCAAAUUUGACAAAGCUUACAGUUUCAAAUCAAACCUUGAAAUACAUCGGAAAAGUCAUACUGGAGAGAAUCUUUGCAAGUGUAAUGAGUGUGGCAAGACCUUUAGCCGGACAUCAUCCCUUACAUACCAUCGUAGAGUUCAUACUGGAGAGAAACCUUACAAAUGUGCAGAAUGUGACAAAGCUUUCCGUUUCAAAUCAAGCCUUGUAAUACAUAGGGGAAUUCAUACUGGAGAGAAACUGUACAAGUGUAAUGAGUGUGGCAAGACCUUUAGUCAGAAGUCGUACCUUAGACGCCAUCAUAGUCUUCAUACUGGAGAGAAACCUUACAAGUGUAAUGAGUGUGGCAAAACGUUUAAUCAGAAGUCAUACCUUGCAUACCAUCGUAGACUUCAUACUGGAGAGAAACCUUACAAGUGUAAUGACUGUGGCAAGACCUUUGGUCAGAAGUCACACCUUACAUGCCAUCGUAGGCUUCAUACUGGAGAGAAACCUUACAAGUGUAAUGAGUGUGGUAAGAUGUUUAGUCGGAAGUCAUACCUUACACGCCAUCGUAGACUUCAUACUGGAGAGAAACCUUACAAAUGUAAUGAGUGUGGCAAAGCCUUUCAUGGGCAGUCAGCACUUCACAAAUGUAGUGAUUGUCACCACGUCUUCAGUAAUGCUACAACUAUUGCAAAUCAUUGGAGCAUCCAUAAUGAAGAGAGAUCUUAGAAGUGUGAUAAAACUGGCAAACUUUUCAGACAUCAUUCAUACCUUGAACUCAUACUAGAGAGAAACCUUACAAAUGUGAAGAAUGUGAUGAAGCUUUCAGAUUCAAAUCAAACCUUUAUAGUCCUAGAAAUCAUAUUAGAAAGAAACCUUACAAGUGUAGUGACUGUGAAAGGGUUUUGAAUCGAAAAGCAAAGCUUGCACGUCAUCAUACAAUUUAUCCUGGCGAUAAACCUUAGAAAUGUAAAUCAUGAAAAAAGCUUAGUCACAAAUCAAGCCUUGAAAGACAAGAAAAUUCAUAUUGGAGAGAAACCUUACAAGUGUAAUGAAUAUGGCGUGGUUUUUAAUCAACAGGCACACCAUGCACGUCAUCAUAGAAUUCAUACUGGAGAGAAACCUUAGAAAUGUGAAGCACGUGACAAAGUUUACAGUUGCCAAUCAAGCCUCGAGAGACAGGAGAAUUCAUACUGGAGAGAAAGCUUACAAAUGUGAUGAAUGUCACAAAGUUUUCAGUUGCACAUCAAACCUUGAAGGACCUAGGUGAAUUCAUACUAGAGAGAAACCAUAGAAAUGUAAGUUUGUGACAAAGCUUUCCGGUAUGAUUUGCACCUGGCACAACAUCCUAGAAUUCACACUGGAGAGAAACCUUACAAGUGUAAUGAGUGUGACAGAGUCUUUAGUGGACAGUCAACACCUGUUUACCAUCAGGCAAUUCAUGGUGUAGGGAAACUUUACUGAUGUAAUGAUUGUCACAAAGUCUUCAGUAAUGCUACAACCAUUGCAAAUCAUUGGAGAAUCCAUAAUGAAGAGAGAUCAUACUAGUGUAAUAAAUUUGGCAGAUUUUUCAGACAUCAUUCAUACCUUGCAGUUCAUUGGUGAACUCAUGCUGGAGAGAAACCUUACAAAUGUCAUGAUUGUGGCAAGGUCUUCAGUCAAGUUUCAUUCUAUGCGAAACAUAGGAGAGAAACCUCACAAGUGUGAUGAUUGUGGCAAAGCCUUUACUUUACGUUCACACGUCAUUAGGCGUCAGAGAAUGCAUACUGGACAGGAAUCUUACAAAUGUCAUCAAUGUGCCAAGGUCUUCAAUCUGAGUUUACUCCUUGCAGAACAUCAGAAAAUUCAUUUUGGAGGUAGUUGUUCCAAAUGCAAUCAGUAGAGCAAACCGUUAAGCAUUAAUUGACAUUAGAGUCAAUUCAGCAUUGAGUUGAGUUGAUUUAACAUUGAGUUCAAGCAUUAAUUGAAAUUAAAGUGUUUAUGUUAAAAGGAUUGGGCUGGGCCCUGGCUCCUGCCUGUAAUCUCAGCAUUUUGUGAGGCCAAGGGAGGUACAUCACUUGAGGUCAGGAAUCUGAGAUCAACCUGGCCAACAGACGUGAGCCAUUUUCCCAGCCUGUUUUCUGUUUCUUUAAAAAAAAAACUGAUAGGGAUUUUUAUGGGUAUUGUGUUGAAUCUAAAUCACAUUGAGUUAUAUAAUCAUUUAACAAUAUUUUCCCAAAACAUCAAUAUGGGUUGUAGCUCUGUUUUUAAUCAUUUUGAUCAAUGUUUGUAGAUUUCAAGGUAUGAACUUCUGAGCUUUUAAAGUUUAUUUCUAAGUAUUUCUUACUUUACGUUCUCCAGCAAAUGGAAGUGUUUAAAAAUUUUCUUUUAAAAUUUUUUAUUGUUAAAGUAUGGAAAUUCAACUAAUUUUUGGUGCUGAUACUGUAUUGUGCAAAUCCACUGAAUAUGUUACCUAGUUCCAGUAGUAUUUUGGUUGACUCUUUGUGAUUUUCUACACAGAAGAUCGUUUCAUCUAUAAACAAAUAUAAUUUUACUUCUUGCUUUCU
Messenger RNA from Chlorocebus sabaeus (green monkey), 4832 nucleotides. The record is from RefSeq and is a predicted model, not a curated record. NCBI's taxonomy places the organism in Eukaryota, Metazoa, Chordata, Mammalia, Primates, Cercopithecidae.